AUGCUGCACAACCUGCAGCACGUGGGCUGGGACAGUGAAACUGAGACCAAGAAAACUCAGGGGGUGGAAGAUGAGGAGGAUGGAGAAGAUGUAGAGGAACCACCAACUCCAAGGCAGGACCACGUUGGCACUUACAAGAAGCACAAGCAGGGGGACAACCCAUCCCUCUACAGAAGCAACCAGCAUCUCUACCAGACCUUUGGCAGUGGGAAUCCUGGGGAAGAGCCCCCCCCGAUGGAAAGUGAAGCAGAGCAGAGACUGGAAACCAACCUGCACUUGUUCUAUGACCUGUCAGGCAAGAGCAGCCCGAGUUCCUCCCCAGCUGGGCCCUCACCAGCCUUCCCUCCCACCACAGGAACACCCUGGAAGCCACCAAAGGAAGGAUCCAGCUCCCUCAAUCAAGCAGGGAGCUCGGACAGCCCUGAGGACUCCCUGGUUGCAGGAGAUCUCUGGGAAGCCCAGGUGGAUGGUCACCUGCGUGGGCUGGUCCCAGAUGAAUCCCUGAGGACAUUCCUGGCUGGCACAGCACGAGCCCUGAGGAUGGACUGUGGGCUCCCCCAGCUCCAGCUGCCCUGCACACAACUGCUCUCCAAGACUGGGCAGCUCAUCAAGCUGCUCAGCCAGAGAGAAAAUGACCAAGGAGCUUCUGCUUUCCUGGACCAGUGUCUCCUGGAAGGGAAUGUUUCCAAACUCGUGGUCCAGGCCAGGAGAGCAGGUGGGAAGAAACCAGAGCAGCCCAGCAGGGACAGGCUCCUCUUGGCCAUCUUGUUGUGCUCCAACAUCCUGAUCACUCUCAUGGCCCUUUUCCUGAUGGAGGUGAGUUGUCCCCAGGACCCAGUCCCAGUCCCUCAGGACACCCUCCAAGCC
Messenger RNA from Chaetura pelagica (chimney swift), 867 nucleotides. Its product is annotated as leucine-rich repeat-containing protein 37A-like. Lineage: Eukaryota; Metazoa; Chordata; Aves; Apodiformes; Apodidae. The transcript has 4 exons. The annotation marks the transcript as partial. The record is from RefSeq and is a predicted model, not a curated record.